GAGGGACUCCAUACGACGUCUUUCCGACCUGUCCUCCCUCCAGGUGCUCCCCGACACGGUGCGCUUCAAUGCCACAGCGGCGGCAUGUGCUGAAGCCGCAGAGGUGAGGUCUCCGCCAGAUGUGCUGAGCUUCGGCGGGGCGUUGAAGGCCUGUAGACAAGGUGGUCACUGGCAGCCGGCCGUCCAUCUGCUUUCAAUGAUGGACACAGAAGGAAUUGUGCCAAACCUCAUCACUGUCAGCACUUCUACCAGCGCAUGUGGGCAUCUGGAGCAGUGGACGCUGGCUUUACAGCUGUUUGCUGGUCACCCUUCUGCUGACCUCGUUCUCUACAACUCAACCAUCAGCGCUUGCGAGAAGGGUGCACAGUGGCCCUUUGCUUUGCAGCUGCUGGUGGACAUGCCGAUGGUCAGAGCCACACCCAACCAGGUCAGCUGCAGCACGGGCAUCACGGCAUGUGAAGCUUCUUCUCGUCCGGCAAGUUUUCAAUUUUCAAUCCCAGAGGGUCCAUAUACAUUACCAUUAUGGAAUUAG
Messenger RNA from Symbiodinium sp. CCMP2456, 532 nucleotides. The record is from the annotation of a GenBank genome assembly. NCBI's taxonomy places the organism in Eukaryota, Dinophyceae, Suessiales, Symbiodiniaceae.